UUCGGGUUCGACUGACUGAAAAUUUUUUAGAGGGUUAGUUGAUACUCGAUAGUCACUUUUGAUAAAAUUGAUAACAAUCAGGUGUUAUAAUGUUGUUGAUUAGGACUUCAAGCUACUGUUUUAGUUACAAAUAGUAUAUUAGCAAAUUGUAUUGAUAUAAUUAUUGAGCAAUAAUUAUCUUACCUUAAUAAUUAUAUAUACCUUAUCUUUUAUGUAUUACAUUCCUCUGCCUAGUGCCAAUAAAAUAGUGAUUAGGUUUUAUGUAGCCUAUAAACAACUGCAUGAGGGAAAAUCUGAAUUAUAUAGUCAUGGUGGAACCAAAUGAAGAAUCAUUGAGCAGCCUUUGCCGGAACUUGGCCUUUAGCACAAUCUGGUGGACUGUAUUGUACUUUGCUCUUGUAAAGACUAAGAUAUGGGGACAGCAGUCUGCCGAGUUCUACUGUCGUAUUGUCACUGUCGUCCAUGCUGUGACCGUAGUCACACUAUCGGUGGGUUGUUACUGGCAGGGACCUGACCCCUACAAAUCUCCAGGUGAGAGGAAUACCCUACUGCAAGACAUAACACUGGAAAUCAGUUUGGGGUACUUUCUGUAUGACCUGGGCUGGAGCUUGUAUCAUCAGACAGAACCAGCCAUCAUGAUCCUCCAUCAUGUUGUCAGCGUAAUAUCCAUUGGGACGGUGCUUUUUACUCGGACUUCGGGUGGUGAGGCAGUAGCAGGGAUAUUGAGCCUGGAGAUGACCAACCCUCUGCUGCAGAUGCGCUGGUUCCUGCGUACUGCAGGCUACAACAACACUCUGGCACAUACCAUCGUGGAGCUCCUAUUCGUGGCCAUGUUCUUGGUUAUGCGGCUUGGACUGGGGUCGGCUAUAACGUAUUGUGUCGUCACCAGCCCUAAGCCACGGCGCGAUGUCAAAUUUUGCACUCUCUCUCUCUACCUGAUAUCUCUCGCUUUCAUUUUCUACAUAUUCCAGUUCAUUAGAAGAAAAUACAUCGGUAAGAAGAGCAACGACUGACCUGCUUAUCGAAGUGUAUAUCCAACGAGUAUAUCUUAUGUAUAUAGAAAAGCUGUAUGUGAUAGUCCAACUUAUGUGAUGUCAUUAGUGAGGUCCAACGCUGCGAUACCGAGUAUUUUAAGAGUUAAGUUUGCUUGCUUCCAAAUGUACUUAAUUAUUCCAAAGAAGUAGAAUCAGAAGUGUUAAACACAUUUGUUAGAGACUGCUUUAAUGUUAAGUGCUUCCUCGUUUGGCCUAAGGUUUAAUUUGAAUGUUUCCAAAAAUCGUACAAAACGAAAACUUGGUAAUUCCUCAUUACAAAGCAAUCUUUUAUAAUCAUAAACUAUCUAUUUAUGAUUAACUAUCUAUUUAUGAUGAUAGUUUAUGAUAAACUAUCUAUAUAAUUUUUAGACGUUUUUCUAACUUAGACAAAACUUAAAAAAAUUCUUAUUGUGAACUUGAAUUUUCAACUGUUAUUGAUAUAAGUUUUCAUACAACUACAGUUUAAGGAUAUAGAGAAAGCAUGACGAAGUUGUUUUUUUUUUUGUUACCUCUAGCAGAUUGGAGGUUCUGUAUAGGAAAUAUACGCACACAUUCAAUAAUAACCAAAGUUUUUAUUGUAAAGUUUUGCAUAUAAUUUAUGAAGUCCGGUUAGAGAAAUAAAUUUCCCACAUAUGUUUUACAUGUUGUAGCUAAAUAGUCUGAAAUAGAAACAUAAAACAUUUAGACUACUUAAAACAUAAGUAAAAGCAGAUGCAAAUACAAUUAUUUAGAUCCAUAUAUAUAUAUAUAUAUAUAUAUAUAUAUAUAUAUAUAUAUAUAUAUAUAUAUAUAUAUAUAUAUAUAUAUAUAUAUAUAUAUAAGGGGCAGGAAUUAGGUGUAAUACAUAAGUUGGUCUAAUAUAUCUAAAUUGCACCAUCACAUGUCAUAAAGGAAAAUAUUGGAAUUAUAAGUAUUCUGGUAGGGUUGUUGUUUAAAACGUAAAUGUUUUGAAGUGUCCAUGUACUCACUACAGUAUUAGUAUAAUUCAGCUGACCAUACUAUUAAUUUAUAAUUGUAUUAAUGUUGUGCAGUAUUAUCAACUAACACUAGUUUAUUUUAUUGUACAAAAAGCAAUGUAUUGGUGUAUACUUAAUUUACAGUAUUAUUUAUAGUUUAUGUAAUUAUUAUUGUAAUUUUCACCGUUUUACAUUCUUCAUUGAUGAUGAACAGGAGAAACUAUGAAAAUAAUAAUCUUUACUUUGAUGUGCAGUCAUAGUCAAAUUGAUAGAAACCUUAAUAGGUUCCUAAAAAGGUUUUUCAUAACUAUAAAAUAUACAAAGGGUAAGGCUUCCUGUAUUUAUUAAUCCAAAAAAUGGUUCAAAUUGGUAAUAAUGUAUUGGUGUCGCAACAACACCAGUGUUUGUUAUUAUUGCAAUAGUAAUUUAAUAUUUGAAAAUUUGUAUUUAUUUACUAGUGAUAUUAAAUUAAACAUUUUCCAAUGCUCCAAGAUUCUUCAUAUAAUAUCUAGUUUAACCCUUUAAGUGCAGUGUUUUCAACAAUGCUGUCAACUGAUACUGCCGGGUAUAUUUGCCGUGCAUAGAGUCAGCAUACAUGUAGUGUGUUUCUCAUCCACCAUGAACAACUUCAGUCACAUCUUCAUUUACUAAACUGCCACCAGAAUUUCCUGAUUCAUUACGUCAGGUUGUGAUAAAUAAAUUGAGUUCAUCUCCCGAUCACCAUCAUUCUCAGAAAAGUUAUAUACUGCUGAAUGCCUAACUCACAACAACGCAUCUGAACAAGUCUAAAAUUGAUAAAACGUCUUUAUCAUUAUUACAAAUAACUCCUGCCAUACCAACUGAACCACAAUCGAAAUAGAAAGUAAAAAACUUACAGUAGCAACUUCAAAUGCGCAAUUAAAAACCUAGGGACAACGUUUUGUUUCUAACGUGUAGGUAAGACUUCGCCAUGUGCUUUCUUGAUAGUUCUUUAGUUGACCGUCAGAGUGUAGUAGCAAUUAAACACCACUACUGUGGAUUUUUAGUAGUUCAAAUAAUCUUAUAGCUGUCUGGUAUCGUGUAGCGAAGCAGCUGUUUGGAACGUGUUAACCGGCAGUCAAGGGGUUAAAAACAUAAUGAGGCUAUCUAAUAUUAAUUCUAUCUUGCAGUCUUAGCUCUGUAUUGCCAACUGAAGAAUGUUUCUGUUUUGCUUUACUUUUCAUGAGAAUUUCUAAUCGCAUAUUGAAUGAUGUAAACUGUCCAACGCUUAUUAACUCUGCCCAAGCUUUCCAGCUUAGUUGUAAUGUGCUCUGACAAAUAUUGUGUGCGGAACAUAAGUGAUUAGCGGAUAGCAAUAGACCGAAUGAAUGAUAGGAAAUUGUGUUGGAGUAAUGAUUGCGUAAUGUUGUUAGAGUCAAUACAGUUAUAUGCUCUAUUAUAGUGAUAAAUGUGUGUCUGUCGUUUCUGUCACUUUCAGCUGUUACAUCACUUAAACAUUUUUGUUUCUGUUUGCAAGUUCAUCUCAAAGCUAUACAUCUUAAGAGCUUAUGUAUUUGUGUCAGUUGUACAUUAAUAAGAUGAACAGGGGUUAUUAAGUAAAAAUAUUCACUGUGUUAAGACACCAUGUCACUAACAGUUAUUGUUUGUUUAUGAGAAAAACAAAUGCACUAUUCUACACUUACACAUCUGUUGUACGAUUAUGUUCUGUAUAAAUAGGUGUUUGUACAAUAGUAACAAGGUUUUGUUUGUAAAUUUAACCUCAGUUAUAAUUCCAGUAUUUUGUCCAGUUUUAGUAACUAUGCAAUUUUGUUUUUAUGGUACCAGUAUUAUACUUUAUAACUAAAGAUGUUUACAUUCUCAAAGGGUUUUUAUUGAUAUCUCGAUAAGCUGAUUUUCAGGUGUUCAAAAACACAUCUAAGAGGUGUGCAAUAAUAUGUACCAUUGUCAAACAGUUCAUUAUUUAUAGUGUAUAAAACGCACAGUAUCAAUACAGUAUUUUUAAUUUUAUUAAUAAUUUGGGUACUACUAAUUAUUCAAUAUGUGAUGUUAUAAAAUAGCUAUAGGAUUUAGUGUUAAUAUGACGAUAAAAUCACCAACACAUAUGUAAACAUUGUCACUGAAAGUAAUAGUUACGUUUACCAGUUGUAAUUAAUUCAUCCUCACUUCGCAAUUAACUAAAGUGUGUCAUUUUGCUUCUACCAUUUAAUUGUGGUAUGGCACAGCUGUAUGAACACAAUUUACGUAUUACCUUUUUUGAGAAAAAUAUUUUUACACAGCUUUUUCACAGAAAGUAACAUAUUGCGGUAUUAUAAUGUAUCAUCACUUUAUAUCAAGGUUUUUAAUUAAUACUAAUGAUUAAUUCCGAGUAUUUAACACAUUCCAUAGUUUUAAUUUUUGUACUUAUAUAUUAUUUUGUAAAAAAUAUACUAUACUUAAUUUUAAUUUUAAACAGCCUAAUAUUAUUACAGCAAAUAUUUGUUAAGCAUGAAAAUGCAAAUCAUAAAUCUAAUUAUAAACUAGAAAUUUUAUGUGCUUCAAAAUUAUUAAAUUUAUAGUAAAAUAUGGUACAGUUAACUUAAUAAUUCAGUGUACUUAAUAACAUUAAUUAUUAAAUUUGUACUCUGUCCAUUAAUAAUUAACUGUGCAAUCCAGAGUAUUUUGUAAAAAGAAAUUAAGUAUGUCCAGUUCUUUAUUUUUAUAAGUAUUUACCUGAUAAAACAUAGCAAAAUCUGUGUCAAUUUUAUGAAUAUUUAGGUUACACAUUGAUAUGUGAUCACGGUUUGUUCUAUCUCUAAUUGUUAUGGAAAGUUGCAAGUAUAAUAAUUAUAACUCUAUUGCUUCAAAAAAAUGUUCAACAAUUUUCUUGCAGUUGUCAAUGGUAGGCAUAAAUUAUUUAAAUUAGAAAAAUUGUAUUCCAUUUAUUACUAUAAUUAUCCAUAUGAUUUCUCCUAUAUUCAUGGUUAAAUUUCCCAACGGUUUACCAUAUGGUCACAAACAGAGUUGAAAACAUUUAGCAUCAGAUAGAAUUUCAUUUGAGCCUUUAAUUGUUACGGAUUAUUAGUUGAUUGAGUGCCUCUGGAAAUAAUAUGGCACCAAUCUGUUCUGGUAUAUCUUCAGAAGCUGUCAACUGUUGUUUUGAAUAAAGUAGUGUUCCUACUUCUUGUCUUAUAUUACCAUCCUGAAUUAUAUUCUUCUUAAUGGUAAUAUACAGUUACCUCCAUAACAUAGUGACUGGACAUCUCAUAAAUCAGAGCUUCCAGAUAAACCCGUACAUGUCUCUAAAAUUCUCUUUGGCAAUGAUUCUGACUAAUUUUGUUCUAUUCUGAAUAAUUGUUACAUAUAGCAUGUUACACAGUAUCAUCAGAGUAUUAGCUCGUAAAACAUAAAUAUACAGACAAAGUUAUAGUAAAACUUUUUCUAGACUUCAAGGAGACAAGUCUUCACUAGGUUACGUAGGUCUUGUUCAGAUUCAGGUUACAUAUUCAUGGAGAAGAGAACAAUAUAACAAAUAUGUUUUUUUGUUAUACGAGAAUUGUAAUAGUGUUGUAAAUUAUUCUUCACCUCUUCUUUACUCAAGAAGAAAUAUUUCUCCUUGUAGAAAGGUCCGUCUUCCGGCCAUUUUUCUUUUUUUACUUAAGCGCUGUUCAUUUUCUUUAUGGAGGUUGUCAGGCAUAUUUUUAUAAACCAAAGCUCCUUUAUAACUUGGCUUUGUUUCAUAAAAACAAAUGAUAAGUUGGCAGCACAAAAUUAUUUCCUGUGCCUGUCUUGGUUAGUCCUAACUACAUGCAGCACGACUUCUCUUAUGUAUAGUGCCACUACAGUUUUAAAUUUUAAAAGGUUCUCAAUAACUGACUUAAUAGUUUAGUUCUGAAAGGCAUCUAAUCACUCUUUUCUGUUAGAUAAGAACUCUGUCCAGGUUUGAACUGACUGUUUUACUCCAUAUUGCAAACUCAUAUCCUCUAAAUACACAAUUUUUGCUGUUGUAUUCCCAAUUUGCUUGUUUGGUUCGUCUGAUGACGUAAAUUCCUGAGCUGAGAUUUUUACAAAGCUGGUCAAUAUGAGGUUCUUGUCUACCACAACUCUAAGGUACUUAAUGUUUUCUUCUUUCUUCAGAUCAGGUAGUCCACUGUUAAUUUCCUUUUUUGCAGAUGUUAUAAACUAUCUGCAGUUAUCCUUUCUUUAAACACUACGUCAUUCAAGUAGCAGUAUUGUUUAGCCGUAUUGAAGGUAAAAUAUGCUUUAAUGUCAAUCUGCUCAUUUUAUAUUUCUGCUCCUGUAAUGACAGUGUCAUCUGCAAACAUGACAGUAUGACAGAUAUCUAUGAGUGGGUUUGAUAGGUAAUUUGUUAGCAGGAGAAAUAAAACAGCGCCCAUCACUGAUACUUGGGGCACACCUAAGGUAUCAUCAUAGUGUUAUUAAAGAGACAUUUAACUUCCACCAUCUGUUGUCUAUUAUUUAGACAGCUGUUAAACCAGGUUAAUGUUGUUCCAGUAAUUCCUAGAGUUUUUAACUUACCAAGUAGGCAGUCAUGAUUAAAGGAAUUGAAAGACUUACUAAAAUCUAGUUACCAAACAGCCUUCUUCCAGCUUGUUUUUAUAUUUUCAAUUAGUUGUAUAAGAGCUGUAGCUGUUGACCUGCCUUUCAUUAACUUUGUCUUGUUGGCUUUUAGUUAAUAGGGUUUUUUUGUUCAAAGUGUAGUAGCAAUCUAUUUAAGGCUCUUUUUUAUAUAUUUUUUUGAAAUUAAAUAAGAGAAAUUGGACAUUAGCUGCUUGUUUCUGUAGUAGGCCCAUACAAACUUUGGGUAGAUUUAGCAGUUUUUAGUUUUGCUGGGAAAUACCUUGUUGAAAUGAUUUGCUACUUAUAAAUGUUAAUGGUAUGACUAUAUCUUCUUUGCAGCUCUUUGCUAGUUUGUCUAAAAUUUCAUCAUUGUUACCUUUAUUUUAACAAUUUCUACCAGUGUCAUCAAAUUCUUUUAUAACAAACAGCCUUGUUGCCUUUACCAUACAUAAAGAGAAUUUUGUCUUAAUCUCGGAUUUCCAUUUAUGACUCAUUCUAUGAUAAACCUUAGAAACAUUACAGUCAUGAACUGUACAGUUUAUACUUUGUGUAAGAAUCAGUUGUAGAAGCUUUGUUUAUGAGUUUGAAGCAGCCACCAUGUAUAUAUAUAUAUAUAUAUAUAUAUAUAUAUAUAUAUAUAUAUAUAUAUAUUUGAAGUGAAUAGGAGAAAGUCAGGAUUUGUGGUGAUAUUUUUAGUCUAAGCUCUGUGUACUGGUACUGUUUUUUAUUUUAUUUUUUUAUAUAUUUUUUUUAAUAACACAUCACAGGAGAUUUUAUUAUAUUAAUAUAGCUCUCGCAUCUAGAAAAAUAAGUUUUCUUAUUUUAUUAAUAAGUAAAGUUACUUUAUAUUUUAAGAUUUAUUUGGUUUGAAUUAUUUUUCUUAUUUAUACAGGUACUAUUAAUCUACAUUCCAUUUAUUCGUUUAUCUGCAUUUGUAAAAAACAAUAUUCAACCAGACAUUAAUAAAAAUUGCCAUGUGCUGUAUACAAUGAUAGAUUGUUAUUUUACAAUUAUGUAUUGUUUUUAAAUCAAUGUUUCAAAGAUGAGAAAUCAAAAAGUUUUAUUUUGUAUUGUUGUACAUGUAGUAUAGUAUGUAUUUGAGGUGGAUAUAACAAAAUUGUAUGUACUAAAUAUAAAUAACAAAUUGUAUUUCAGUUGGUUACUACUUUGAAGUUAAAUAAAUAUUUAAGAUAUUUUCUCUUAGUUUGAUUAAUAUAUUAACUAAUUAGUUUCAAUUGAUUUCAAUCAAGUACUUAAAUUAAUUUAUAGUUCCUUAAUUUUGUAAAAAUAUUUAUGUUUCUUACUAUAACUUGAGCUACAUUUCUUUGAUUACCAAUAUGGCUCUGUCACUAUUAACCCAUAGAAAAUGUUUGCUAGCCAGCAAAGAUACUAACCACACCUAUCAUUCCCAUGUCAUUACAUUUUACAAAAUUUCAAAAAAUUUUUUAUCAUAAAUAAAAUUAAUGAAUAUGUUUUUUAUAAAAAUUAAUUUGAAACCGGUGCCAUAAUAUAUUUGUUUUAAUUAAAAUCAGGAUUAUUAUUAACAACUAAUAUGCAAAGAAUACUCGUAUUUCUCAUAUGAAAGUUUGUAAAAAUAAAUAUUUUGACUUUCUGGUUAAACUAGUGUAAAUUUUUUUGAAACUUAAUUUUGGUUUUUUACUGUGAUACGUUUAGGUAGCAUAACACAACAUUUGUAUGGAAAGGAAACUAAACUUCUAAUUUAAAAUAUUGAAACAAGUAAAAUAUAACACAAAUUCAUAGUCCAGAUUUUGUUUAUACCAAAGAAUUCCCAAAUGAGUUCCUCUGGUGUGUCCUCACACCCUACAGCCAGUCAUUCAAGUGUGAAGCCAGCUUGGGUUAUAGUAUGAAGAUUACUUCAAAGUUUUAUUGGUGACUAUUGAAUGCUUAUUCAAAAUCAGUUUCAUCAAAGAACAAAAGUUUGCAAUGGAGUCUUUCGACAGAAGAUCAAGAUGGAAAUAGAUUUUAAGAAACUAAAUAUUGAGACUUGAAACCAUUUUUUUAGUGUAAAAAGUUAACAAAUAAAACAAUGUAGAAAUACUCCAAAGUCAAAUAAGUCUAGAAAUUUGACUUCAUUGCCAUAUUCUUGAUUUAAAAUUAAAAAUUAAAUUGAUAUUUCUUGUCUGUUGUCAUCAAUCGGUAAGGACAGAGGGGAAAUUGUUUGAUGAUGAUCUUUACAUUGUAAUAUUUAAUACCAUAAGCUACCCUGAUUAGAGAGAUCUGCAGCCAUUUUGAAAUCUAAAGCUCAGGAAAAUGUUGUUUGUAAUAUUUUCCAGCAAACUCAUUUUUGGAUAAUAAUUGAGAACCCUUAACCAAGAGUCGUUUUAAAAAAGAGAUAAAAUUUUGUUUUUAGAUACUAACAAACUUACAAAUUGUUGCAUUGUCUGCAAUCGAAUAAUAUGUGUUCAUUUUUUAUAUUCAAUGUUUAUGUUACUUUUACUAGCAAGAACUAAUUUAUUAUUGUUUCUCCAGUUACCAUUCAUCUAUCUUAUGGACAAAUAAUAUUUUGGUAUCCCCUCAAAACGGGAUUGGUGCUCUCAAAAAUAACUGCUUGUCUGUUAAUUUAAGUCUGACUCACCUAGUCACCUACUUGUUGUUACCCUAUCUUAGUGCACUUUGUUGUGUAGUUGAGAGAGAAAUAAAUGUGUUGAGAUGA
Molecule: messenger RNA, 9200 nt
Organism: Homalodisca vitripennis (glassy-winged sharpshooter)
Lineage: Eukaryota; Metazoa; Arthropoda; Insecta; Hemiptera; Cicadellidae
Product: TLC domain-containing protein 5-like
Exons: 4
Coding region: 282-1013 (243 amino acids)
Cellular component (GO): membrane
Source: RefSeq, a predicted model, not a curated record